GGAAUGUUCAUCUCUAACGCAUGUGAAUUUGUUUAUUUUUUAAUUAGACAUGAAUUGCGGCUAUUGCCAAGUCCUAAUCGAAGACGACAACUAUCUGGAAUGCCAGGAAUGCAGUCGCAGUGUUCACAUCAAAUGCUUAAAACAAGCCACUCCUGGAGACCUACUCGGCGAUGUGUUUUUCGAUUUCACUUGCAUUAAUUGUGCCAGCGAGGAGCGUUAUGUUCGCCAGAGGAUACCCUGGUUGCUAGUUUUGAGCCUCACUUUGUAUAAUCUGUCUAUUAAACAGAAAGGAUUGGGCCAUCAUGGAUACUUUCACUGGCGCACACAUAUAAUUAGUUUCGUGGGGAAGCACUGGAAUUAUAUAUUUGGUUCGCAUGUACGGCGUCGCAAGCAAUGGUCUGGAUCUGUGUCUGGCGCCUUAUCCCAUAACAGUCCCGAGUAUUUUCAAUCAGGACUGGAUCUAUUUCAAGAGCACGGUUGGUGGAAACUUUCCAAACGAUAUCAAACCCCUAGGAGCGUAUUAAGAGAAUACGAGAAGAAACAACUGCAGCGGCAACAACUCCGUAAUGAUAAGCGUGUGCCUGCCGUGGAUGAGAACAGCUGCAGCAGUGAAUUAUCUGUUACAGAUAAUCCACAUGUGGCCAGCGAUGAAAAGCCCACCGAUGAAAAUAUAUCUGCCUCUUGUGAAGGUUGCGCUCGGGCCAUUCCUUACAUGGGUCGUGGUCCUAAGCUAGCCAACACGGCAUCAGCGGUUCCGGCUCAGUUGCCUGCUGCUAAUACAAUUCAGCAAGAUUUGCCUCUGCCGGACUCUGUAGAGGAGGCUCCACAACAAUCUUUAAGUACGGUUCAAGCUAGCCUAAUGGAUUUUCUAGCCGAGAGUUUAGGAGGCGACGAUCUUAGCAUGUUCAAUAGUUUGCAUGGGAUUAUGCCUAUGCCUACGCCCCUGAUUGGAACGGGAAAAAGUGAUUUCUUUAUGGCCGAUGCAUUGCUAGAAGCACCCACUGGAACAGGAGGUUUAUUUGAAUUGGAAACAAAUUUUGGAAUACCCGCAGCUGAGCUAAACGAAGAUGUUGCAGAAGAUCAAUCCCAACAAAGCGGUGCGGAUAGUGAAGAGGAACAAAUUGAAAAAGAGAAACUUGACGUUAAGAAAGAAGACGGCCCAUUCAUCUAUCAGCCACGAAUAGUCCAGAUCACCAAUUUCCAAGCGCAAGAACCGUCGAUUCAUAUCAAGGCUGAGCCCAUGGAGCAAGAAAUAGACGAAACAGAGGAGAUUGAGUCCCAGAAACCUUCUAUUGAGGCCUGCAAACCAAGUGGUUUCGUGCAACAACCGCGUCGAAACUGGCCUUGGUUGCAGGAGACCCAUGAGACAUGUGAGGACCAUGAUGAUGAUAUACAUCAGUCCAUACCCUGUGAAAAUCUCACACUAAUGAGUGUCUAUGAAGAACAAAACUUGCAUCAACGACUGCAGAAGAUUUUCGCUGUGGAUCAGCAAUCGCAAUUGCAUAUUCCGUCAUUUGUGCGACGUCUAUAUCGAAAACUUUGCUUACGCAAAUGGAAAAGAGAGCAUAAUCGUCCCAUUUUUAAUCUAGACGAACAUGUGGAUCCCGCUUUGGCACAACGCCAGAAACAAAGUCAAAUUUUGGAUCGCUAUCAAUUGAUAACACAUUCUCGGCAGGACGCAAGGAGCUCUUUCUAUGCACGUCUUGCCGGAUCCGAUCAAUACGAACUUUUUAAAUCCCCCUACAGCCAACGCAUACUGCAUCCAUUUAUCUUUAGAAGCGAGAACAUUGCCCCACCUUGGCUGCGAUUGAUGUGCGAGAUGCAGCAUCGGAUAACCGGUUGUCAUCCUACCAGAGGUACCAUAGACCUGUGCUAUGUGCGUCCACAGCACAUUCCAGCGGUUAAUGCCCUGCUGCAAAGUGUUUUCUGGCCGGGCAUUGAUGUAAGUGAUUGCCUUAGCUACCCGGAUUACAGCGUAGUAGCCCUUUACAAAAAAUUGGUAAUUGGCUGUGGAUUUUUAGUUCCUGAUGUCGGCUAUAAUGAGGCUUAUAUUUCGUUUAUGGCGGUGCGUCCAAAUUGGCAACGCAGUGGUAUAGCCACCUUAAUGCUUUAUCAUCUCGUACAGACUUGCAUGUCCAAGGAUAUAACGCUGCAUGUGUCAGCCAACAAUUCGGCUGUGAUGCUGUAUCAGAAGUUUGGCUUCAAAAUUGAAGAAAUUAUUCUUGACUUUUACGAUAAAUAUUUGCCACACGACUCCAAGCAAAGCCGAAACGCAUUCUUUCUACGUUUGAUGAGAUAGUUUAGACACAUACUUAAUAAAUAAAGAAGCCUUAAAAAACUUUAAA
Messenger RNA from Drosophila willistoni, 2345 nucleotides. RefSeq names its product cysteine-rich protein 2-binding protein (gene Atac2). The transcript is spliced from 6 exons. The record is from RefSeq and is a predicted model, not a curated record. Bases 50 to 2299 code for a protein of 749 amino acids. NCBI's taxonomy places the organism in Eukaryota, Metazoa, Arthropoda, Insecta, Diptera, Drosophilidae. Gene Ontology annotation, molecular function: acyltransferase activity, transferring groups other than amino-acyl groups.